AGUAGCGUUUGUCACGUGGCGCCGUGGCCGGAUUUGUGGAGUUAGAUCAUUCUCCGGUGACUGCCGAAGGGUUGGAAAAGUGCUGCCCAGCGGGGAUGCAGAUUCCUGACUGAGCUCAGCGUGGUUCUUUCCGGUCACGUGCUGUGCGGAGCAGCUGCUAGACACGUUAUUGCUAGGCAACGCUUGCACGCUUUGUCCCGCGCUGGAUCCCCGCAGUGGAGGAUCUGGGCGCCGCUGGCCGACAUGGACCAGUACUGCAUCCUCGGUCGCAUCGGGGAGGGCGCCCACGGCAUCGUCUUCAAAGCCAAGCACGUAGAGACUGGAGAGAUCGUUGCCCUCAAGAAGGUGGCUUUGCGGCGGCUGGAAGAUGGCAUUCCUAACCAGGCCCUAAGGGAAAUCAAGGCUCUGCAGGAGAUCGAGGACAGUCAGUAUGUGGUGCAGCUGAAGGCUGUGUUCCCACAUGGUGCAGGGUUUGUGCUGGCCUUUGAGUUCAUGCUGUCAGACCUGGCAGAGGUGGUGCGCCAUGCCCAGAGGCCACUGGCCCCGGCACAGGUCAAGAGCUACCUGCAGAUGCUGCUCAAAGGUGUUGCGUUCUGCCACGCCAACAACAUUGUGCAUCGGGACCUGAAGCCUGCCAACCUGCUCAUCAGUGCCUCAGGCCAGCUCAAGAUAGCUGACUUUGGCCUGGCCCGGGUCUUCUCUCCAGAUGGUGGUCGCCUCUACACACAUCAGGUGGCCACCAGGUGGUACCGAGCUCCUGAGCUCCUGUAUGGUGCUCGGCAGUAUGACCAGGGCGUCGACCUAUGGGCUGUGGGCUGCAUUAUGGGAGAGCUGUUGAAUGGGUCCCCCCUGUUCCCUGGAGAAAAUGACAUCGAGCAACUCUGCUGCGUGCUUCGCAUCCUGGGCACCCCCAGUCCUCGCAUCUGGCCGGAGAUCACAGAGCUGCCUGACUACAACAAGAUCUCCUUCAAGGAGCAGGCGCCAGUGCCCCUGGAGGAGGUACUGCCUGACGCCUCUCCCCAGGCCUUGGACCUGCUGGGUCGGUUCCUCCUCUACCCUCCACACCAGCGUAUCGCAGCCUCCCAGGCCCUUCUGCAUCAGUACUUCUUCACAGCUCCUCUGCCUGCUCAUCCAUCUGAGCUGCCAAUUCCUCAGCGCCCAGGGGGACCUGCACCCAAGGCUCACCCAGGCCCUCCCCAUGUGCAUGACUUCCAUGUGGACCGGCCUCUUGAGGAGUCACUGCUGAACCCAGAGCUGAUUCGGCCCUUCAUCCCAGAGGGCCUGCUUGAGAGCUGGGCUCCAGGAGGCAGAACCGUGAAGAUGUCCAGCCCAGCAGAGAACAAGACUCACAGCCUCCAUAGACGACUAGCUGUGUCCUUCCCCAGGGCUGCCACUCAGUGGUGUCACCUGCCUUGGAGAUGGUUCUCCAGGCUCUGUCUCCUGCUCAAGUACAUUGCUAUUAGAGCAUCACCUGGGGAGGCACAGCUAGGAAGACAGGCUUGCUAUGGUCUGGUUCCCAGGGUCCUCUGAGCCAGGAUUUGAGAUUCACAUAGAAGCCCUGAGUAUUUCUGCCUGUUUCUAUUAGGGAAAUUGACAAUGGUGGCCCCUUAAUUCAUAGGGGUCAGUCACCCAGAAGGUGCUUCCAGUCAGGGCCACUUUGGUCCUGAGGCUUCCUGUGCCGUCCAUGUGACUUGAGUGCUCACCAGUCAGGGUCCAGAAGUUGAGGCCCAGAGACAGACAGUCUGGCUCCCAAAGCACACUUUCCACAUGUUGGGUGGUUAGUCAGUUUUUCUGAAGGAUAAGAGUGAGCCAGAGGCUGCUGUGAAUAUUUGAAGCAGGCAUUCCUGGAAUUCAUUCAGUAAAUAAAUGCCAGUGUAACUCA
This is a messenger RNA of Peromyscus leucopus (white-footed mouse), 1882 nucleotides long. RefSeq names its product cyclin dependent kinase 20 (gene Cdk20). The record is from RefSeq and is a predicted model, not a curated record. Gene Ontology annotation, biological process: protein phosphorylation. Gene Ontology annotation, molecular function: cyclin-dependent protein serine/threonine kinase activity; ATP binding. The transcript is spliced from 9 exons. The coding region runs from base 244 to 1530 and encodes 428 amino acids. Lineage: Eukaryota; Metazoa; Chordata; Mammalia; Rodentia; Cricetidae. Gene Ontology annotation, cellular component: nucleus.